Molecule: messenger RNA, 3069 nt
Organism: Bactrocera dorsalis (oriental fruit fly)
Lineage: Eukaryota; Metazoa; Arthropoda; Insecta; Diptera; Tephritidae
Product: neprilysin-4-like
Exons: 1
Coding region: 57-2165 (702 amino acids)
Biological process (GO): protein processing
Cellular component (GO): plasma membrane
Molecular function (GO): metalloendopeptidase activity
Source: RefSeq, a predicted model, not a curated record
AGCAAAACAGUUGCAAUUUGUUUUUCGACUGUAUAACAACGCGUCUGCUCUCCGAAAUGAAAUGCCUAAUAAAGUAUUCGUUGCACAUAAUUUGUGUGAUUUUGGCAUGCGCACACACCUUAGCUACACCGUUAAUAGCGAAUCGAGAUAAAAAAAUUCCUUCGAAUCCAUCGAAAUCGGAAAUCGAUAUAAUGCGAACAGCAAAGACCAAUUCAAUAUUAAACAAUAUGGAUACGAAAAUUGAUCCAUGUGAUGACUUCUACAAAUUUGCGUGUGGAAAUUGGACCCGCCUCUACCCUGCUACUACAUUGGAUCACUUGACAACUGGUCUGUUUGAAGAGUUGAGCCAUUUACUCGAUCGCAAAGUGGAGAAGCUUUUAACAAAUGAUCCAAAUUUCAAUUACACCGACAUCGAUAAUAAAGUAAAGGACUUCUUUGAGUCCUGUGUGAAUUUAGUUCAGAAGAAAGAAAACCUCAAACAAGACUUAAUCCGCACUAUCGCCCAGUUUGGUGAAAUGCCUGCGCUCAGCGGAGCUAAUUGGAAUGCGGAUAAAUUCGAUUGGGUGGAGACAGUCGCAAAAAUUGCUCACAAAUAUGGCAAAGACAUCAUCAUAGGCAUGGAUAUAAUGGCUGAUUUUAAAGACAAUAGCGUCAAUAGAAUUUACAUUGGUCAAGCGGAACUGCCUUUAGAAAGUCGUGUUAUGUAUUUGGAUAAUUCAACAGCUGUGUAUAGAGAUAGUUACAAAAGUAAAAUUCGCAAAGAGCUUGAGAAAUUUUUGGGAAUAGAUACACAUUUGGCUACGAAGACUGCAAAUGAAAUUGUGGACUUCGAAGUGAAUUUAGCGCGAGGUUUAAUUGAUGACACACUCGGUCAGAGUCUAGAUGAGUUAUCCAAACUCACAACCAUUGACAACUUGCAAGCCAAAUACGGCACAGUAAUAGACAUUAAAAAGCUGAUGAAUAUAACAUUGGGAGAAAUAGUUAAAGACAAAGUAUAUGAGUAUGCUGAAUCAUAUCAGGAGAACUUGUUGAAAAUUAUUCCCUUGACACCAAAAGCAACACUAGCUAAUUAUAUUUUCUACACAUUCCUCAAUGAUUACAUGCUGGAUAUCGAUAAGUCACCAAAGAGGCAGAAGAAAACCUGCAUUGAGAAGACCAAGUCAUAUUUUGCUAAGAAUGUUGAUAAUAUGGUCUAUCGUAGAUAUAGUACUGGUAAAACUGAACGAGAUGUCGAGUAUAUGUGGGAUAAGCUAAAAGAAACAUUCAAAAACAAGUUACUUUCAGAUGACUUAACCUGGAUAUCAGAACCGACCCGUCAAUAUGCACUUGAAAAACUCGAUGCCCUUCGAAUGGAAAUUAAUUCAUACUCAGAUCAUGAUUUUACCGAAGAAUUCGGAUCAUUGGUUACUAAUAAACACGAUUAUCUAGCAAAUGUUUUUGCUUUAUUAGAGUUGGAUACUAAAAGAUCUAUCGCAAAAUUACAUGAAAAGCCAAGACCCAUAGAAGCUGGGGAAAUACUAUCCUACACGCCGGCUAAUAUCCUAAUUGAAAAUGUCAUUAAAGUACCGGUUUCGAUUCUGCAGCCUUAUAUUAUGUGGGGUGACUACUAUCCAACAGCAGUUAAAUUCGGUACUUUAGGCGCGCUGGUAGGGCACGAACUUAUACAUGCGUUCGACGACACCGGACGUCGCUUCGACAAGGACGGCAAUAGUCGCGACUGGUGGGACGAGAGAUCCACAGAGAUUUUUCUUGAUCGCACCGAGUGCUUCAGCAAUCAAUAUAGUAAAUACGAGUAUGGUGGACGCGCACUACCGAAGAGCGUAUCGCAAUCAGAAAAUAUUGCAGACAAUGGUGGUAUGCGGUUGGCAUACGAUGCGUAUCUGCGUUGGUAUGAAGAUGCAGACCGUGCUGGGGAUAACGUUGACAUGGAAACCCUACCCAAAUUUCCCUACAACUAUAAACAAUUGUUCUUCAUUAGCUUCGCACAAAUUUGGUGCAAUGAUGUCCAUCCUCAAGUCAAGCAUCUCCAAACAUCAACCGACCAGCAUGUGCCAGGCGAGUUUAGAGUAAUUGGACCUCUCUCGAACUACGGAAAAUUCGCGGAGGAAUUUAACUGCACAGAAGGCAGAAAAAUGAACCCCCUCAAUAAGUGCGAAAUAUAUUAAACAAAAAACAUUGCUAGGCUUAUGUACCUAUAUAUAGGUAUAUAGUACCUAUGUGUGUGGUUCAUUAUCAGUCAUUUAACAAAAAUCCAUACACAUACUUAUGUAUGCAUACAUCUGUAUGUAUUUAUAUAUUGUAAUUUCGCUUUAAGAAUAACAUUAGAAGUUUAACACACAAAUUUGUUUCCCUGAAAAAUAUAAUCACAAAUUUAAGAUGAUAUACAACAAUAUGCGUUAUACUUAUAAUUCGGAUAUACUUGUAUACAUACAUACUUAUUUAUAUACGUACAUAUACAUAUAUCACAAUUUAUUAAAUACAUUUUUUAGGCAUUGACUAAGGCUUGUGAGUUUUUGGCUUCAGUUUACAAGCGAUUGAGUUAAUUUUCCUGUGAAACAAAAUAUAGUAUUUAUAUGGUAAGCAUAUAAAUGUAAUCUGUUCGGAGUGAUGAAGUCGAAAUGUAUUUCCCAUAAUAUUACAAAGAAACGUGUGUCCAAAAAAAGUAGAAAGAAAAAGAACGAGCGACUAUAUUAACAGAAAGAAUAACAAUUUGGCGAAAUGCUUGGCUAAAGUACGUCCAUUUGGUAUUAUCAUACAAAUUAAGGGCCUGACAUGUAUUAGGAUUGCUGGUCAGAGCGUUGAUCAGAAUUUACCAUAUAUGUAAGUCCUUUACAUUGAAGAGAUGCCGGCUCAACUGUGACUGGUAUUAGAUGUAGACAAGUUUGAUAAUUACUAUGUAGGCUAGGUACAUACAUACAUAUGUAUACUAACAUGUAAGCCAAACUUACUUAUACUUUUAAGAUCUGUUCUUUUUUUGUUCUUUCAUUUUCGAAUUUAUUGAUAAAUAUUCACAGUCAUGUAAAAUAAUUUUUUCAAUAUAAAUUUUUUUGAAAAACUUUCCUCUUAAAA